ACCAUCUUGUCCCUCUUCAUUCUCGCCUCAUUCUCUCGGGCAGGAUUAGGUACCUCAUCCACCUCAGCCAGCUUCACUUGUCAGCCUCCCUAAAUCUCUCUGCACCCCUCACCGCUGUUCUCUCCCAGCUGGCUCCCCCUCUAGAAGGAUGUCUGUCUGCUACCGUCCGCCUGGGAAUGAGACGCUGCUGAGUUGGAAGGGCUCGCGGGCCACCGGCACUGCCUUUCUCCUGCUGGCGGCGUUGCUGGGACUGCCAGGCAAUGGCUUCGUAGUGUGGAGCUUGGCGGGCUGGCGGCCCACCGCCGGGCGGCCACUAGCAGCCACACUUGUGCUGCAUCUGGCGCUAGCCGACGGCGCGGUGCUGCUGCUCACGCCGCUCUUUGUGGCCUUCCUGAGCCGACAGGCUUGGCCCCUGGGCCAGGUGGGCUGCAAGGCAGUGUACUACGUGUGCGCGCUCAGCAUGUACGCCAGCGUGCUGCUCACCGGCCUGCUCAGCCUGCAGCGCUGUCUAGCGGUCACUCGGCCUUUCCUGGCUCCCCGACUUCGCAGCCCGGCCCUGGCCCGCCGCCUGCUGCUGGGGGUCUGGCUGGCCGCCCUGGUGCUCGCCGUCCCGGCCGCGGUCUACCGCCACCUCUGGGGUGAUCGCGUGUGUCAAUUGUGCCACCCAUCGGCCGUGCACGCUGCAGCUCAUCUGAGCCUGGAGACCCUGACUGCCUUCGUCCUGCCUUUUGGGACCGUGCUCGGCUGCUACGGCGUGACGCUGGCGCGGUUGCGGGGAGCGCGCUGGGGCUCGGGGCGACAAGGCACGCGGGUGGGUCGUCUGGUGAGCGCCAUCGUACUGGCCUUUGGCUUGCUCUGGGCCCCCUACCACGCGGUCAAUCUCCUACAGGCGGUGGCCGCGCUCGCUCCGCCGGAAGGACCCCUAGCCAGGCUCGGUGGGGCGGGCCAGGCAGCGCGCGCUGGAACUACAGCCUUGGCUUUCUUUAGUUCCAGCGUCAACCCGGUGCUCUACGUCUUUACUGCGGGUGAUUUGCUGCCGCGGGCGGGGCCUCGGUUCCUCACUCGACUCUUCGAAGGCUCUGGGGAGGCCCGAGUAGGCAGCCGCUCUAGGGAGGGUACCAUGGAGCUCCGAACUACCCCCAGGCUGAAAGUAGUGGGUCAGGGCAGGGGCUAUGGAGACCCUGGAGGUGGGGGCAGGAUGGAGAAAGACAGUCAGGAAUGGUAGAGAAGACCCCAAACCCCACUUCGGGGCUCCCCUGUCAUUUUUUUAUUGUUCCCAGGGCUCUGGUGUACUUGGGGACCUUUGUCGGAUUGCAGUUUGGCUGAAUAAGGAUUUCUCCAUCUAGACCUGAUUCCUCCAAACCGUAGGGUUGUGAGGAUGACUGUGUCCUAUGUUCAAAAUUUGUGCUUGCAGUACAGCCUGGAUCCGGGUACCAACAC
Rattus norvegicus (Norway rat) is the source of this 1440-nucleotide messenger RNA. RefSeq names its product leukotriene B4 receptor 2 (gene Ltb4r2). Gene Ontology annotation, biological process: leukotriene signaling pathway; G protein-coupled receptor signaling pathway. Gene Ontology annotation, cellular component: plasma membrane; membrane. The coding region runs from base 149 to 1225 and encodes 358 amino acids. Gene Ontology annotation, molecular function: G protein-coupled receptor activity; leukotriene B4 receptor activity; leukotriene receptor activity. The record is from RefSeq and is marked validated. The transcript has 2 exons. Lineage: Eukaryota; Metazoa; Chordata; Mammalia; Rodentia; Muridae.